GACAUGGGCGGGUCCUCGGCGACUUUUGCUCGAAAGGUUUUCAAAAGCCUGGAUAUCAAUCAGUGCCCACCGCCGAUCUGACCGCCGAUGCUUUCUUUGCCUUCCAGGGAUUCGACGUCAUCCACAGUGCACAGUAUUUCUCUAGGGCCCCGUUGCCACCGACAGUCUCAACCCCGAUUCGACGGCCAUAGAACGACAUGACCACCCACACACCGCACACGAGGACGAAAGGUCACAGGAACGCCCCAGUCGCAUCGGCACCAGCGAAGCUCUGCGCUGUGUGCAAAGUGGAGCCUUUCAAAUACAAGUGUCCGACUUGCAAAGCCCCAUACUGCUCGUUGGUCUGCUAUAAGACGCAUAGAGAAACACCAUGUGCGCCGAGUUCACCUACCCCGGAGCUUUCCACACCUGCUACAACAACUGCUGCAAAAUCGAACAUUAAUGUUGAAGACGAUGAGACCAAACUUAGUGACGAGCAACUGGCAGGUCUAGAACACUCCGACCACGUCCGGAUGCUUGUAACUUCCACAGAACUGCAACGCAUCCUCACUGAACUCGAUGGUACACAGAACCCGCAGAAAGCAUAUGAAGCUGCGUUGCAGAACAGUGAGGUUUUUAGGGAAUUCGUCGACCGGGCGUUGGAGGCUGUGGGGCGGGCGCCUGAGGGGGUGGAUGGUGCGCCGUGAAAUGAGACGCAAGUAGGAAGAUUGCAUCUGAACGGUGCAUAGUGGCUUGCUGCAUUGCAAGAGUUAUUUAGCCCCCGCUGUG
Messenger RNA from Fimicolochytrium jonesii, 768 nucleotides. RefSeq lists its product as uncharacterized. Gene Ontology annotation, cellular component: pre-snoRNP complex; nucleus. The transcript is spliced from 4 exons. The record is from RefSeq and is a predicted model, not a curated record. Gene Ontology annotation, biological process: maturation of LSU-rRNA from tricistronic rRNA transcript (SSU-rRNA, 5.8S rRNA, LSU-rRNA); box C/D snoRNP assembly; snoRNA localization. The coding region runs from base 198 to 686 and encodes 162 amino acids. Lineage: Eukaryota; Fungi; Chytridiomycota; Chytridiomycetes; Spizellomycetales; Powellomycetaceae.